Messenger RNA from Hydra vulgaris (swiftwater hydra), 1015 nucleotides. Lineage: Eukaryota; Metazoa; Cnidaria; Hydrozoa; Anthoathecata; Hydridae. The record is from RefSeq and is a predicted model, not a curated record.
UAUUUUUAGACAGCGGGUCUUAGUCAACCCUUUUCUGAUACUCUCAUUAUUAAAAUUGGAGAGUUAGUAAAAAAGGGUGUCAUCACUGUUCCAGAAAUGAGAAGACAUCUUGAUUAUUUUGUUGAAGCUGAAUUUGGUUUAAGUAACAUUCCUCAUAAAAAAAACAAGCGUUACUCUCCACGGGAUAAAACAAUUCGGAAUCAUAUGAUGAAUGGAAGGAGAAAACUUCGUAGCUCUUUAAUAGAUCAAGAAUGUUUGCUUGAUAAAGUUAAUGAAUGGAGAAUUAUUGGCCAAGAACCUAUGAUAAAGUUUCGACCAAAAGGUGUCAGCAUUCUUGAAGACAAUGAUCCACAGCUUAAGGAUUCAUUGUUAUUUGUAUACCAAGAUAAGUGGCAAAAGAGACUGCUUUUGCGAUAUGGAGUUACUUUAUCUUGAUGCAACAUAUUGCACGACUAGGUAUGCUCUUCCUCUAUUUUUUCUAGUUGUUAAAACAAACACGGAUUACCAAGUUGUGGCAAUUUUUGUGUGUGAAAACGAAACAACUGAAGCUAUCACUAAGGCAUUGACGUGCAUUAAACAGUGGAAGCCUAAAUUUGUUUUAACUGAUUAUUCAAACGAAGAAAUAAACUCAAUAGAAUAUGUGUUUUCAGGAUGUAGUGUCCUAAUUUGUGAUUUUCACCGAGAGCAAGCUUGGGAAAGAUGGCUUUCUAAAACCAAUAAUGGCUGUUGCACUGUGAAAAAUGCAGUUAAGUUACAACUUCGUCAAAUUGACAAUGCAAAAACAGAAGAGAUUUGCAAAGAUGCUGUGAAUGCUUUCAAAGAGACAGAAGAGUGGAAAAAUUACCCAAAACUAAGAGAAUAUUUAAAUAAUACUUGGUUAUGCAACCAAAAGAUUAGUUUAAAUAGAUGGGUGUCUGCAUUCCGGCAACAUCGCCUUUUGCGAAAUGUCAACACAAACAAUGGCACUGAAAGCUAUGUGGAUGAAAAUAGAAUGUUUAAUACCAUUCAAAACUAG